Molecule: messenger RNA, 2953 nt
Organism: Dioscorea cayenensis subsp. rotundata (Guinea yam)
Lineage: Eukaryota; Viridiplantae; Streptophyta; Magnoliopsida; Dioscoreales; Dioscoreaceae
Product: GBF-interacting protein 1-like
Exons: 10
Coding region: 107-2704 (865 amino acids)
Molecular function (GO): protein binding
Source: RefSeq, a predicted model, not a curated record
CUAUCGAUCUUCUUCUCUCUCUCUCUCUCUAUCUCAUUUAGGGUUUUGCGGGGUUUCUCUCGCGAGGCUUCGAUCUUGGGCCUGUGACGCUGGAUUUCGAUCGGAGAUGGUCACGGGGGGGAGGUAUGAUGGCGGGGCGCAGGGGAUUUCAGUGCGGAAAACCAUCCAAUCUAUCAAGGAGAUCGUAGGCAACCACUCCGAGGCCGACAUCUACGCUGCGCUGAAGGAGUCUAACAUGGAUCCCAACGAGACAGCUCAGAAGCUCCUCAAUGAAGAUCCAUUUCAUGAGGUGAAGAGGAAAAAGGACAAAAGGAAAGAGAAUACAGGUUAUAAGGCUUCUACUGAAGGAAGAGUGCACUCAGAACACAACUUACAACGUGCAAGAUCUUACUCAUCAUGGGAUAGAAAUGCUCGUGGAGGAAGUCAAACUCGAAAGACAGCACCUGGUGCAGGAGUCAGUCGAGAGUUUCGGAUCGUAAGGGACAACAGAGUUAACCAAAAAACAACUGAGAAUCUAGCUGCUAACAAGGAUGCCAAGACUGAGCCUGUUCAAAACUCAUCUCUUGGCAUUCAACAAGUGAACCCUGAUACUGUUGAGAGAAGCUCUGGUGGGAUUCUUACUGGGCAAAAGCACUCUGCCGCCAAAAACUCAGAGGGCCAAUAUCAGGGUUUAAAUAGGCAUGUGGGAUAUGCUUCAGGUCAUGCUAAAAAUGCAGAAUCAAGUGUUGGGCUGAGGCAAUCAGUGACUGACGAGAUUCUUGUGCCACUAGCCAGUUCAUCUCGAGUAGGAGAUGGCCAAAGCAGUCCACAGAUGCAUUCUGCUACAGGGGGAGUAACAAAUUCUCACAUCGGAGUGUAUUCUUCAUCCUCAGAUCCAGUUCAUGUCCCAUCUCCAGACUCGCGAUCAGCGGGUACUGUUGGAGCCAUUGGCUCUGAAGUGAGAGCAGUGGGUGCUAGGAAAUUGUCUUUUGAUCGGCCAGCGGGCCAUCCAACUGUUUCGAAUAGUUCACUAUUGAUUCCUCAGAUGAGACAGGGUAUUUCUUCAUCAAAGGAAUCUAUUAGCCACUCAUCUCCUGUUUCAAAGAGCUCUUCACAAACACCUGGUUUAGAGCCGGUCAUCCAAAGCAUGCCGCUGGUGAAAUCACUUCCUUCAAGUCAUUAUAAUAUGCGAUUGCAACAACCAGUGACUCAUCAGAAAGCAACACAACCAAGCAUGGAAUGGAAGCCAAAAACUACUCAGAAGCCUAGUUUGAGUAAUGAAGAAGUUCAUGAAGUACCUUCAUUGCCAUCAUCUGACGUAGACGGUUCUGUUCGGUCCAGUGAGGUGGAAGCAGCUGGAUUGUCUGAUAAGGUGGCACAAGUUAAUAUCUCAAGAGUUGAGCAUGUAAUCAUCCCCCAUCAUCUUCGAGUGCCAGAGUCUGAGCGGUUACAGUUGACAUUUGGAAGUUUUGAAUCUGGAUUUCAGUUGAACAAGGAUGUCACAUCUUCUAAGGCAUCUCAUAGUGUUGAACUGCAGCAUGAUGAAUCUUCCAUGAGUGUCUGCACAACAGUUCAGGCAAGCUCUGGUGAGGAUGAAUCUGCUGAUGACCAGGCAUCUCUAGAGGACUCCCAAGGGAGAAACUCUCCAUCUGAACCUCCAGAAUUGGCUGCUGAAUCUGGACAACCACAGCCUGAAAAUGAUGAGUCAAAUCCAACAAAUAUGGAAUCUUAUGCUGAUAUCAGUGUCGUUCAAGGCCAUAACCCACCCUACAUUUCAUCUGAGCCCCCACCACUACAAAAUUCUCCAAGCCCACCAAGCUUCUCGGCAUACAUUCCUCAAGCGAAUUAUGGCAUGCCAUUCUUUAGAACCACUGUGGAAGAUAAUGCACAUGUGCAAAAUUUUGUGUCUACAUCUGAGCCUAUGAGUUCUCAUGCACAGAAUGACAGCCCCCGGUCAGCCUUGAUGCAACAGCAGCAACUAGUACAGCAGCAGCAGCAACCUAUGGCGCAAAUGUUUCCCCCAGUUCAUGUCUCACAUUUGCCCAAUUUUGUUCCAUAUCGGCACAUCUUCUCGCCCGUCUAUGGCCCACCAAUGGCAAUGCCAAACUAUACCGGCAACCCCACCUACCCCCACCCGUCAAAUGCAAACAACUAUCUUCUGAUGCCAGGUGGGACUUCGCAUUUAAACCCUGCUGCUGUAAAAUAUACAAAUUCACAGUACAAACCAGUUCCUACUGGUACCCUCCCCGGAUAUGGAAAUUUCACCAAUCCUGCUGGUUAUAACAUGGCUACUCCAGGGACCAUUGGGAACACUACCAAUCUCGAUGAUUCAACCCGGAUCAAAUACAAAGACAGCAAUCCCUACACUUCAAAUCAGCAGGCUGAGACGCCUGACAUCUGGAUCCAGACUCCUCGAGAACUUCCUGGCAUGCAAUCCACACCGUACUACAAUCUAACCGGGCAACCACCUCAGCCGGCAUUCUUGCCUGCUCAUGCUGGCCAUGCUUCAUUCAGUCCAACCCCGCAGCCUCAUGUAUACCCAGGUCUGUAUCACACACCGCAGCAGCCCCCAAUCGCUAAUCCGCAUCACCUCAUCCCCCAGCAGGUGCCCCCGGGCAUUGGCGCCGGUGUUGGUGUUGGUGUCGGCAUGGCUGCUCCAGGUCCUCAAGUUGGAACUUAUCAGCAGCAACAGAUGGGUCACCUCAACUGGUCAUCUAACUUCUGAACUGAAAAUUCCAUUGUCCUCUCAUCUUGAAAGCAGUAUAAUAUAUGUCUUGGUAGUUCUUUUUCUUUUUUCUUUUUUCUUUUUUUAAUGUUGUCUCUGAUGUAAUGAAAGUGUCCUUUUUCUAGGGCAUCUCUUGUUCUAUUUAAGGGUGUGGAAGCAGCUAUUUAGGUUUGGUAACCUCUCAUAGUCUUCAGAGAAAAAAAAAACAAAAAAACAAAAAUUGCAUAAUACAUCAUCCUUUGCUGAUGC